Penaeus indicus is the source of this 2063-nucleotide messenger RNA. RefSeq names its product negative elongation factor B-like (gene NELF-B). The record is from RefSeq and is a predicted model, not a curated record. NCBI's taxonomy places the organism in Eukaryota, Metazoa, Arthropoda, Malacostraca, Decapoda, Penaeidae. The transcript has 12 exons. Gene Ontology annotation, biological process: negative regulation of transcription elongation by RNA polymerase II. The coding region runs from base 103 to 1845 and encodes 580 amino acids. Gene Ontology annotation, cellular component: nucleus; NELF complex.
CGGAUAUGUUUGUAAACAAGAAGAAGUAGUUUUUGUGCUUUUGUUUUGGUCGGGCUUUUUUACCCUUUUAUUGGGAUAAAUCAGAGAAGGUUCUCUUGAACGAUGUCAGGCUUUGGAUUAGAAGAAAUAGGAAUCCCUGGGGGAGUUUACCUCAAGGAGUCCUUAACACACUGUACAGAUCCCUUAAAAGCCAUUGAAGAAUUUCAGGUGGAAAAUGGGAUCCUCCUACCAUCUCUCAGGCCUAUGUUGCAUCUAUUGGAUCUUCAUGGAGUUAAAAGACUUGACUUUCACAACUCUAUCAUGGAGGAAUUGCGAGAUAAGUUGAUUGCACAGAUUAGUGAGCUCGGGAAGAGGGAAGGCAGGGAAAGGGAUCGCAAACUGAAGGAACUGCUCACCAAAAGUUUUCCAGUCAUCAAAAUCAAAGCACUGCGGCCUGUUGUCAUGUGCAUUUUGAAGCACAUGUCGCAUGUAGAAGACAAAUACCUCAAGAUUUUGGUGCGGGACAAAGAACUGUAUGAGGCAUGUGACACAGAAGUGAAGCGACAGAUCUGGAAGGAUUCUCAGGCUUUGUUUGGUGAUGAAGUAUCUCCACUUCUGACAGGCUACAUCACCAGCAAGGAAGAUACAUUAUUUAAUGUAGAGAACCUGAAUAACUUAUUCUUCAGUCCCUCACCUAAGGCUAGACGACAAGGCGAAAUGGUACAGAAGCUUGUUCACAUGAUUGGCAAGAAUGUGAAGCUCUAUGACAUGGUUCUUCAGUUUUUAAGAACUCUGUUCUUACGAACUAGGUUUAUUCAUUACUGCUCUCUACGAGCAGAGUUGCUGAUGGCUCUGCAUGACAAGGAAGUCCAUGAUAUUAUUGCUGUUGAUCCUUGUCACAAAUUUACCUGGUGUCUGGACGCAUGCAUUAGGGAAGGCAAAGUUGAUGCCAAAAGGUCUCGAGAACUUCAGGGCUUCUUGGACAGCAUUAGACGAGGCCAAGAACAAGUACUUGGUGACUUGUCAAUGAUACUAUGUGAUCCAUAUGCCAUCAACUUUUUAGCAAAUUCUGUGAUACGGUUGUUGCAGCACUUGAUGAACAAUGAGGCAAUGCCAAGGGAGAAUGCAGUCCUGGUGCUAAUGCUGAGAAUGUUAGCCCUUGGCCUUCACAGCUGGGAUAUGAUUGAAAGUCAGGUGUUUAGGGAACCAAAACUGGAUCCCCAGAUUGUGACAAAGUUCUUGCCAGCUUUAGUAUCCUUGAUGGUGGAUGAUGAUGUAAGAAGACUGAAUGCCAAGCUUCCUCCUGAUGAGAGGGAGUCUGCUAUUACCAUUAUUGAACAUUCAGGUCCCCCACCGGAUGCUUAUCAAGCUUAUUUACAAGAAAGCAGUGUGGCUUGUGUUUUAGCCAUGUAUUACACAUUGCAUACUGCAACACGUAAAGACAAGACAGCUCUCAUGAGAGUUUUGGGUACAUUAGCCACCUGCCACCAAGAUAGAGCAUUUCAAGAUACUUUCCUUCACUCUUUGGUAGCAGCACUGAUCCCAAUGGCCGAUGAUUUCUCAACCGAGGACUUCUGCACAGUGGUGUUUGAUGAGUUUUUCUUUACAAACAUCAGCAGGGAAAAUGUGAUGCGUCAUGUUAUGAAGCUUGUGUGGUACAUUCAUCCUAAACUACCCCCAGCUCGUCUUGACACUCUGAUGAAAGCACUGCAGCCUGGACCUCACUCGAGUGAAUCAAGCCAGAACCUGUACGACAAAUUCCAAAACAGAGUACAGGAGUUCCAGGACGGGCAGAAUCAGCCGGCUCCAUUAAACGAAAUGGAUUCCCCUCUUAUGGCUGUACCAACCCCAGCACCCAUUCAGUGAACUUGACAAGGAGUGAUAUCACCUCGAAGUUUCUUUGAAAUAAAGAAAGAUUGUACACUAACCACUAUGUGUUUGAAAUUGCAAUAUGUACAUUCAAAAAGAACACAUGCUGAACUUAGAUGUUGAUUUUACGUUAAAAAAAUAAUCCAGAUUUAUAUAUCGUACAAGGACCAAAGAAUUUUACUUUAUAAAUUCUUUGCAAUAAAGAUCUUACAAAA